GGAGGGAGUAUUUAUUUGCUGUUCUGGUUGAUAUAGCAUGAGACCUUAACUAUUCAUUUCUGGAUGGUGAUUAGAAUGAGAGAAGUGAUCCAGUUCUGCUCUGUGGUGGACUGUUCUGUUGCUGUGUACGUGAAGCGUUUGUCUGCUGGACUGCAAAUGCAGGCUUUGCUUCUGGAGCACAAAGACUGGAGAUGGAGAGAAGGAAAUGCUUUCUGAGGGCCCUGAGGAAAGAACUCAAGAUACACAAAUCAAAGCACUUUGCAAGCAGCUGGACCAGAAGAGAUACUUGGGCUCCAAAGAUGGGAGCAUCACAGAAGUGAACGUGAGCCCCUGCCCCACACAGCCCUGCCAGCUCCAGAAAGGGACGUCUUACAGCGUCAACGUCACCUUCUCCAGCAAGAUCGACAGCCAGGGCAGCAAAGCAAAGGUGUAUGGGGAGAUACUCCAUGUGGACGUACCCUUUCCCAUCCCUGAGCCUGACGGAUGCAAGAGUGGGAUCCAGUGCCCCAUUGAGAAAGGCCAUUCCUACAGCUACCUGAACAAGCUGCCUGUGAAAAGCGAGUACCCCAGUAUUAAACUGCUUGUCCAGUGGGAGCUGGUUGAUGACCAAGGCCAGAUGCUAUUCUGCUGGAAGAUACCUGUCCAGAUCACCAGCUAAGGAACCCUGCUUGCCCUGUGGGUGGCUUUGGGGGAGGGUAGAAGUGAAAACCUGGGUCAGACUUAUAUAAUGGGCAUUUCCUGGCAUUUGUUUCAAAAUUCUGCAGCCUCCAAGCAGCCAGCACUGUGUUCUCCCAAAGCUGAGGUGCAGUUGCUGCAGCAGCAUCAACAGGCAGAGGGCUCAACUCCCUGUAGCUUGAGAGGGAGCAGAGUCUGGCAGCCAGUGAUGGCAGUGGCUGAGCAGCACACUGCUGGAGCUCCUGUGGAGGUUUUUUUCUCUCUCUCUCUCUCUCUCUAAUGCAAUGGGGUUGGUGUCAGCUGCUGUCUGUUAACCCUUGAGUGCCUGUUCUGAUAGAAUACUGCUGCGUCCCUCUGCUUUUCUCCUGCUCAGUCAUGACCAGAGUGUUCCUGCGACCUGCAUCUGCCAUCCAGAGCCAAUGGAGGGUGAAGAGAGGGGACUGGCACUGCCACUUGUCUUCCAUAAGCACUGGUGUCUCCUUGGUCCAGCAACUCUACAGCUGGGAGAAUGCUUCCUCUGUGCAGGCACAAACCCAAACUGCACACAGCAUCGCUGCAGGGACGACUCUUACUAACCAGUGAUUUGCACUGUCUGCUAACUUACAUGGAGCUGCUGCUGGGGGCUCUUCACCCCUAACAUCUUUUUAUAACUUUCCUUUUAAUAAAGGCUCAAUAAAAACUGC
This is a messenger RNA of Mauremys reevesii (Reeves's turtle), 1358 nucleotides long. RefSeq names its product NPC intracellular cholesterol transporter 2 (gene NPC2). The coding region runs from base 206 to 658 and encodes 150 amino acids. Lineage: Eukaryota; Metazoa; Chordata; Testudines; Geoemydidae. Gene Ontology annotation, molecular function: cholesterol binding. Gene Ontology annotation, biological process: cholesterol efflux; intracellular cholesterol transport. The record is from RefSeq and is a predicted model, not a curated record. The transcript is spliced from 5 exons.